UACCAAGACGCUGUGACAGCAGUUCAUUACAACGCCGAAGUAUCUCUUCGACACAGAGUACACAGUACAACAGUUUUUGAAGCGCGAUUCUUUGGAAAAUGCCAAGGCUUCUUCGUAGAGAGUCGUACAGUCGGUCGGACGUACCUCAUAUUUUGGACAACAAAGUAUUUGAUUUCACAAGCGAGGUUCCUCCUGACUACAAGUGUCCGUUGUGUCACAGUCUUUUGCGAGAUCCCAUCCAACUCAACACUUGUGGACAUCGGUUUUGUAACAGUUGUUAUUUACGACACCUUGGCAAUGGAUCCAGUAAGCUUUGCCCGAUUGACCGAAAAUCAUUCAAAGAAAGCGAGGUUUUCCAGGAUCGAGCGUGGCGCAACACAAUCAUGUCCCUUCGAGUGCGAUGCAAAUUCAAAAGCUGUCCUUGGACUGGCACGUUGAAUUCACUUUUGGAGGACCACGCUGAAGAAUGCGAAUAUGAAGACGUGAAAUGCCCUGAUCCCAACUGUAAUGUUGUGAUGGCGCGUAGCCGAAUUGAAAAUCAUCAGGCCAGAGAAUGUCAAUGGCGUGUUGUCGUCUGUGAUUACUGUGAGGAUAAAUACGCCGUUUGCAAAGAAGAGGUUCAUAAAGCUACGUGCCGUGGAGUACCAGAGAAAUGCCUUAAUGGUUGUUCAUCGAGAACUAUACCUCGUGGACAGAUGAGAAAACAUGUCGAAAAUGAAUGUCCGCUGACUAUAUUGCCAUGUCAGUACAGGCACGUUGGCUGCGAUGACGAGAUCCUUCGUCAUCAAAUGCAAGAUCAUCUUGAUAAGAACCUUCAGAAGCAUUUGGAUCAUGCUUGUGGCAAAAUACGUGAGAUGGGCGCUGACUUACGAGAAAAGACUUUGCAACUGAACCAGCAUUCCGAGAAACUGGCGAUUUUGGCUGCAGAGCAGGCUCGCAACAUGACUGGUAAUGGAACAAUCGUUUGGGUUAUCGACAACUUUGAGAUACGUUUCCGUCAAGCAGUAAACGGAAUUGAGCCGAUAUUGCAGAGUGAAGCGGCUCUUACCGGCCCGUUUGGCUAUAAAUUCCGUUCCUUAGUCUACCUGAACGGCGAUGCAAAGGCUAAAGGUUCCUGUAUAUCCGUAUACAUCCAGCUCUUGAAGGGAGAUCAUGACUCACUCCUUCGUUGGCCCUUCCAACAGGAAGUGAAAUUCACGCUUAUCGACCAGCAAAACGACCAUGAUGAACGCAAAAAUAUCGUCAAAGUCCUCGCACCGGCUGGCAACAACGAAGGCAUCGUGAAUUUCCAGCGACCAAUCAAAAGUUGCAAUACUGGCCGCGGUUAUGCCAAGUUUGUUCCGCAUGACGUCAUACGCACGCGUAGAUACAUUCGCGAUGACGUCAUGUUCCUGAAGAUCGAAGUCGAGCCCACUGUGUCGGUGUAAAACUUCAUGACUUUUCCUCUUAUAAUGCGAUGUUAUUUUUACAAUGUCACCAGUUGAUAUAUUUUCGAAGUGUUACCGUCUGAAGCACAUUUUAUUUCACAAUACGUGCAUGCAUACAGUAAUAAUGCGACUUUGUCUACUGGAUUUUUGCUUUGUAUUUAAGGCAUGUUAGAUAUUUGUUCAGCGGCAGUUUCUUCUUUUGAUGUAUGCAGUCAUAUACUCUGUGUGUGAUUACCCUUAUUCGAAAAUUCGUAACUUAUCGACCACAUCUAUGAAAAGAAAAAAAUUGCACCUAAAACUCUCAGCAAAAAUUAUCCGUGAAACUGGUAUAGAAAAAGCUAAGAAAGCAGAUCAAAACUUUUGCCCACAGAUAGUUCUGAAAGUUAUCCAGUCACCGUUAUCAAUUAUUUUUGAGAGUAGUUUUCUUAUCAAUGCCAUCUUUGUAUAAUAUUAUUGUUAAGAAUAGGAAGACGCCAUUACCGUUGAUGAGAUAGAUAAUAAAUAAAGGUCAGUUCCUAGCUGUUCGUCGUAAUUUGGGCGGUUGAUCUGACAGAAUGCGAAGGGGCGAAAAUGAUUUUUAAUUAAAAAUUACAGCCACAUGGGAACAGGUCUUCUUUGUUCUCACCCAGUAGUUGUAUUAUAAAUAUUAAAUAAAGGCAUUUCA
Molecule: messenger RNA, 2091 nt
Organism: Dendronephthya gigantea
Lineage: Eukaryota; Metazoa; Cnidaria; Anthozoa; Malacalcyonacea; Nephtheidae
Product: TNF receptor-associated factor 5-like
Exons: 9
Coding region: 99-1427 (442 amino acids)
Biological process (GO): tumor necrosis factor-mediated signaling pathway; positive regulation of JNK cascade; regulation of canonical NF-kappaB signal transduction
Cellular component (GO): plasma membrane signaling receptor complex
Molecular function (GO): protein binding; zinc ion binding
Source: RefSeq, a predicted model, not a curated record